Beta vulgaris subsp. vulgaris (sugar beet) is the source of this 2399-nucleotide messenger RNA. Its product is annotated as CBL-interacting protein kinase 2. NCBI's taxonomy places the organism in Eukaryota, Viridiplantae, Streptophyta, Magnoliopsida, Caryophyllales, Amaranthaceae. Gene Ontology annotation, biological process: signal transduction; protein phosphorylation. The coding region runs from base 585 to 2018 and encodes 477 amino acids. The record is from RefSeq and is a predicted model, not a curated record. The transcript is spliced from 2 exons. Gene Ontology annotation, molecular function: protein kinase activity; ATP binding.
UAGUCGAACUCAAAUAUAAUAUUACAGGGAGCAAAACGAAGAAGAAGACGUCUGAGCCUAAACUGUGCCACCAUCGCAUACCCAUACCUCUUUCUUCCGUCGAAGUCGCAGAAAAAAGAGACAAUCAGAUCUAAUUAUAAUUCUCCGAUUAUUAUCUUUCCCUAUUUUCUCUCUCCUACUUUCUUCUCCCCUAAAUCUCUCCACAAGCUCACACUUAGGUUUCAAGACUUCUUGUUGCAUUCGCCUGAUUGUUUCUUGCAAUAGAGACAAUUCAGGGAAUGCUGAAAGAUGUGGCUAUCGGUUGGGGGGUGUUUUGUUCAAGUCAAUGAGGCUAGGAACUUGCCUGUCCUAGCGUCGUCGACGUUUAAUGACAUUGGACGCCCUCGUCGUUGCUUUCGAGGGAUAAUUUGUUAUAGGAUGCCCUCUGUAUUCAUGUAUAACCUUAGCGGGGAUGGUUAAUCUUCGUUUGAUGUUUUAGUCUCCCUGCUGUGUAAAGAAAGUAUAGGGUUUCAGUGUUGGCAGGAGAUUUGUAUCUUAUUAUUGCUGCUUAGGUUUUUUUUUUUUGGGAAAUUUCGUGUUUUGCCAUGGAGUAUAAGACGGGUGUGCUGAUGCAAAGGUACGAGAUAGGGAGAUUACUUGGCCAAGGUACCUUUGCUAAGGUUUAUUAUGCAAGAAGUCUUGAAACUGGCCAGAGUGUGGCCAUUAAAGUGAUUGACAAGGAGAAGGUUUUAAGAGUAGGGCUCAUGGAUCAGAUUAAGAGAGAAAUUUCUGUCAUGGGAAUGGUUAGACACCCGAACAUUGUGCACUUGUAUGAAGUCAUGGCGACCAAGACUAAGAUUUACUUUGUAAUGGAACAUGCUAAAGGUGGUGAACUCUUUGACAAGUUGACCAAAGGAAGGCUAAAGGAGGAUGUUGCUCAGAAAUAUUUUAGACAGUUGAUUAGUGCUGUUGACUUUUGCCACAGCCGGGGAGUUUUUCAUCGUGAUCUGAAACCUGAAAACUUGCUCCUGGAUGAAAACGAGAAUUUGAAGGUUACGGAUUUUGGGUUGAGUGCUCUAGCUGAUUGUAAACGACAAGAUGGUUUGCUCCACACAACUUGUGGUACCCCUGCGUAUGUUGCUCCUGAAAUCAUCAGCAGGAAAGGCUAUGACGGGGCCAAAGCUGAUAUAUGGUCUUGUGGGGUGAUUCUGUUUGUUCUCGUGGCUGGUUAUCUUCCAUUUCAUGAUUCGAAUCUGAUGGAGAUGUAUAGAAAGAUUGGUAAAGCAGAAUAUAAGUGCCCUAGUUGGUUUCCCAAGGAUGCACGAAGGCUAUUAGGAAAGAUCUUGGACCCGAACCCUGAUACAAGAAUCACAAUGGCUAAAAUAAAGGAGAGUUCUUGGUUCAGAAAGGAAUUGUCACCAAAACCUGUCCAGCCAGAAUCAGACAGCAAAGAAGUUCUUGAUGUAGAAACUGAUGGAGAUCCAGGUCCUUCUAGAAGUAGCACUGCUGCCAAUGAAGAAUCGAGGCAAGAGCUGAUUAAACCUGCUGAGUUAAAUGCAUUUGAUAUCAUUUCCCUUUCAUGUGGCUUCAAUCUGUCUGGCUUAUUCGAUGACUCUAGUCACAAGAAGGAAGCAAGAUUUACUUCUAGGGAACCUGCUUCUGUUAUAAUCUCUAAGCUUACAGAAAUGGCUAAACGCUUAAAGCUAAAAGUAAGGAGGAUGGACAAAGGGUUGCUAAACUUCGAGCGCACUACUGAUGGAAGGAAAGGUGCUGUAUCAAUCGAUACAGAAAUAUUUGAGGUCACCCCUUCUUUCUAUUUGGUUGAGCUUAGAAAAGCCAAUGGAGAUACUCUAGAAUAUCAGAAGGUUGUAAUGGAAGAUGUUAGGCCUGCUCUAAAAGAUAUUGUUUGGGCCUGGCAAGGCGAACAACACCUGCAAGAGCAAGAGCAACAACAACAACAACCACCACCAUUGAUUGAUCAGCAACCACAACAACCUUUGCUAACGCAGCAACCAGCGCAAAAUCAGCCGCAAUCAUAGCAGGAGCCUUCUUGAAACUUAUUCUUAGCCUUUUUGGUUCCAUACUUUUUUCAUGAUCUUAAUGAUUGGAGUCUGGAGACUGGAGAGCUUGUCAACACUAACAAGAGACAUGUUACCAUUAGCUUCAGAUGACUUGUCUGCCUUUAUUGCUGAUUUUUCAUGCCUUUGCAACAAGGCAAAGCUUGUUUAUGUGGCAAGUACUUAUUUGGAUAUAAAUAAUAUGUGUAGUUCGAUAUAUUCACAGUUGUAUCUACUUUUGCAUCAAGCUUUAUGCAUAAAUUUUGGAGUACUCCCAUAUUAACAAGUUUACCCUUCUUUUGUAGCUCUGAACUUGUUCAGUUUAAACCACAACUCUUUAUGAUACCUGAAUUUUCUCUUCAA